Molecule: messenger RNA, 456 nt
Organism: Staurois parvus
Lineage: Eukaryota; Metazoa; Chordata; Amphibia; Anura; Ranidae
Source: the annotation of a GenBank genome assembly
CUCUCCCCGGACCCCGCAUCCACUAUAUCCGCUCUCCCCGGACCCCGCAUCCACUAUAUCCGCUCUCCCCGGACCCCGCAUCCACUAUAUCCGCUCUCCGCGGACCCUGCAUCCACUAUAUCCGCUCUCUCCGGACCCUGCAUUCACUAUAUCCGCUCUCCCCGGACCCUGCAUCCACUAUAUCCGAUCUCCCCGGACCCUGCAUUCACUAUAUCCGCUCUCCCCGGACCCUGCAUUCGCUAUAUCCGGUCUCCCCGGACCCUGCAUUCGCUAUAUCCGCUCUCCCCGGACCCUGCAUCCACUAUAUCCGCUCUCCCCGGACCCUGCAUCCACUAUAUCCGCUCUCCACAGAACCCGCAUCCACUAUAUCCGAUCUCCCCGGACCCUGCAUUCACUAUAUCCAGUCUCCCGCAGACCCCUCACAUUCACUAUAUCUGGUCCCCCACAGUGCACAGA